Molecule: messenger RNA, 11507 nt
Organism: Ostrea edulis (European flat oyster)
Lineage: Eukaryota; Metazoa; Mollusca; Bivalvia; Ostreida; Ostreidae
Product: abnormal spindle-like microcephaly-associated protein homolog
Exons: 24
Coding region: 64-9459 (3131 amino acids)
Biological process (GO): spindle organization; mitotic cell cycle; establishment of meiotic spindle localization
Cellular component (GO): spindle pole
Molecular function (GO): protein binding
Source: RefSeq, a predicted model, not a curated record
CUGGUUUCUCUUUGCUGAUUGGCUGCAUUUGAAUGGCUCGAAGAUUCGAAGCAUGAUGUAAACAUGACGGAGCCGUCGGGGGAGAGUAAACUAAAUAUGAAUGACAGCGUUGACUUUGAACCAACGAUUCAAGAUCUGCUGGCGACAUCUACACCAAAGCGAACAGAUUCAACAGAUAGGCGAUCAAGUCGACGGUCAUGGUUUGAAAAAUCCUCGAGUAUAAAUUACAGUAUUGCUGUGGAAAGUAAUCAAAAACAUGUCACUAGAAAUAGACAUAGUGACGUGGAAAUGGAAACUCUUAUUCUUACCCAUUUCACAAACCCUCCAAGAAUUGGGUUUGGAACGUGCAAAGUCGGAAUUACAAAACACCGAACAUUGAUAAUCAAAAACCCCCAUGAGUAUGCACAAAAUGUAAAGGUAGAACGUUAUCCAUACAAAAAGAACUUUUUUGUUCAUUCAACUGAAUUUUCUGUUGAUGGAGAGAGUAUAUAUCAUCUAGACAUCUCAUGGAGUCCAGAGAAUGAAGGCAACGUUCGUGAGAUGAUACAGUUUUCUGUUGACAAUGCAUACAGACUUCAAGCAUUUGUGUUCGGAAGCUGCCAAAACCCACAAAAAAAGAAAAAAAUGCAAGGAAGUGGUCUCUUAGGACGAAAAGUAAAAAGACCUUUGUCUGUGGUAUACACACAGAGUCUAGCAAACAUUGCCAAGUCUUAUAGUCCUGAGAAAUCAAAGAAACUCCCAAACAGUGGAAAAAGCUGUACUAAAGAUGAGGGAAACAAAAUGAAAACUUCAAAUAAACUUCCUGUCAAUAGUGAAUUGAAGCCGAAAGAAAAAAAUCAUCGUAGAUCAAACACUUACAAUUCAGCAGACCUACAAGUAGAGAAUGGAGCGCUGGAAAUGUCUCAGGAAGGUACUUCAUUGUGGAAAGAGAAAGAAAAUGAUGAGAACAAAGAAAAUGAAACUACGGAGGGUAACAGCACUCACGAUAAUGACAGGACUAGUGGUAAUGACAGCACUAUCGGUAAAGUUGAUGAGUUUGAUGAGCAUCAAUGCACUUUAACUAAACAAGCUAACACUGAUGUUAUCUGCCCAGACACUUUCAAUGUGCAAGCAAAUGGUCAUGGGGAGAACCUCAAUGACACUGCCUCAUCUGUACCAGUGGGAAUAGCAUCCAAGAUGCAUAUUAGUCCAAACACAUUUUUAAGAGAUAUGAAUGAAACUGUAGAAAAUAUUUCAGUACACAUAGAUCAGAGCAAUGCCUGUAGUCCCGAGAAUGUACUAAAUGAAUCAGUACCCCAUGAUAUAAUGCUCUGCCAACUGGAGUUUGUGAAGUCGAAGCUAAAAUUGAAAACAUCUGACAGCAGAAGUGAAAAAGUUAUAAGUCGAAAUGAAUCAUCAAACAUGUCUAUGUCAGAAUCAACUGAUGUGAGAAGAAUAACAUUUGUGACUUCAGACAAAGCUAACAAUCUCUUUAGUGUUGUUCCGGAAGGUAGCAGUCCUCGUAGGACCACAUACACAGUCAGAAGGAAACAUUUACCUCAUAAAACUGUCACCAAGUCAUCACCAAAGAGAAGAAGAGACAAAGAAGAGAGGAUAGGGAAGCAAGAAAUGAUGGAUAACAGACAGGCCCAAAAAAGGAGAGCUAAUGGAAGUUUUACCCCGAGAGCAUUCCAAAAAAAUAACAGCAAAAGUUUUUUAAACCCUACUAAGUAUUCUGGAAAGAGCACUAUGGUUUUACAAACUCCAGAGAGGAUGGCAAAGAAUUACAUACCAAGUAGUAUUUGUUUGACACCAGAUAUUCUGGAAGAAUCCAGGAGUAAGAAAAGCAUGUUAUCUGAAAAAGACCCAAUAAACUGGGAACUUCUAACACCAGAGAGGAUUCUGUUAGAAGAAAACAAGACAGGAAGUAAUCCUAAGACUCCAUUGUCCCAUCAUUACCAUAAUCUUGUGUUACCAACACCAGAGCAAAAUCUCCAGAAGCUGGGUCCACUAGAGUCACGUAUGGAGAGGAAAAGUUUCAGACAGACUUUCUCUCAUGAAAGUAGGACCAUUACAGGAUCUCCCUCUCAUUUACCAGAAAGUCCUCUUCUCAAUGACAUAACACACAUGACAUCAACAACAGUCACCAAAGAAAAACCAUUUGUAUUAACAGCCUCUACUGACAUGACUGAGAGAAAGCCAUUUGUAUUAACAGCCUCUACUGACAUGACUGAGAGAAAGCCAUUUGUAUUAACACCCUCUACUGACAUGACUGAGAGAAAGCCAUUUACUUCCCUGUUUUCACCACCAAGACAAAAGAAUGAAACAGGGUCAGAUUCUUCUCUGAUUGAAUGUUCAGAAGGAAGUUUUACCUGCACUCCACUUCCGAAUAGCCCUGAUCCUGAUCUGUCCAGACGAUCCACUCAUGUUAUUGAAAAGCCCAGAAUAAUUCACUCCAAUCACAUAGAGAGAAAAAGGCUGUUCUUGCCACUUGAUGAUGAAGAAAUGGAGAAUAAAGAGAACAUCCCAGUGGUUCUUGAAAGUGGGGAACCCUGCAUGGAUGAUAAGAUCUAUGAAAGAUCAGAGUCCAGAGAAACAGGGUUGCCUGCCAAGAUGAAAUGCGAAAAUGUUGAUGUAGCAGAAGACGACUGUACUACGUCUGGUGCAGAGGUUACAUGUUCUCAGCAUGAUAUUGUGACUGUUCAGUCCUCAAAAUCAACAACUCAUUCUGAAAAGCAUGUCAAUGAAAAUUUGUUAGAAUCAUUAGAGAUAAAAGAUAUAACAUCAACAAUCAAGAAUGGCAAGAUUUGCUCAAAUGAAGGCCACCCAUCUAAACCCAAUGAUGAGAAAAUUCCACACAAAUUGAUCGCUGAUAACAGUGGUAUUUCUCAUGUUGGAUUUAUACAACAGAAACAGCCAACAUUAAAGGAAGGGAAAGUCAGGAAAAUGAAUACAGCUCUUGAUGUCUCAGAAAACACAAAUGAGACAUCAACUACUACUAAAACCCUAAAGUCCACCAGAGGGCAGGUGAUUUUAAAGCGUAAGGCAGACGAAGCUGGUAUUCAACAGCAAAAGACCAUAGUUCAGAGAAACACUGUGAAGCCCAGAACCAUUGGAAUCGCAAAGUCAAAGCUUAUGUUGCUGAAAAAGUCAAAAACAGCUCUGCCAAAACAUCCCAUACCAUUUGCAUCCAAAAAUAUUUACUAUGAUGAAAGAUGGAUGGAAAAGCAGGAACGUGGAUUCACUCAGUGGUUGAAUUUUAUCCUGACACCAUUAGAGGAUGAUGGAAGCAGCACCAAAUCAAAGGUUGAUGCUGCCAAACUAUGCUUGAAUAAAAUGGGACCCCACAAAUUGGCACCAACAAAAGAAGCAUUAUCUUUCAAAGAGUACUCAGCCAGUCGUAAAUUAAACGGUCUUCGACGGGCAGCCUGUAAGCUGUUCCAGUCUGCUGAGGUAGUUACAGUGGUUCAGAAAGUGGAGGUAGAGGUGGAGAGUCAGCGUCUGAUGAUUAGGAAAGACCGCAAAGUUCAUGCUGAUCUAGGUUUGAAGCAGUCUAUUUUGGAUUUACUGUUGUCUUUUAAUCCUUUGUGGCUGAGAAUAGGAUUAGAGACUGUGUUUGGGGAGAUAAUCUGUAUCCAGAGCAACAGUGAUGUGAUUGGUCUGUCUCAUUUCAUUGUCACCAGACUUCUGGGAAAUCCUGAUAUAGCCUUUCAGUAUGCUCAUCAAUCGGUUCCACAUCUUUACACAGAAGGUUACUCAGAGGCCAUAGGUCAGCAUCUUCUGAAAAAGUUUCUGCUGGUGGUGUACUUCCUUGAUUAUGCUAAAUGUUGGCACUUGAUCAAGCAUGACCCCUGUCUGUUCUGUAGAGACUCGGAGUAUAAGUCCUGCAAAGCCUUGAUGCUGGAGUUUUCUCGUCAGUUCCUGUCUGGUGAGGGGGAUAUCAACAGACAUCUUGGUUACCUAGGAUACAGAAUGAAUCACACACAAACAGCUCUGGAUGAAUUUGAUUACGCCGUUCAGAACUUGUCUACUGAUUUAAAAGAUGGACUGAGACUAAUACGAAUCCUUGACUUAUUGGAGGAGAAAGUGUCAUUAAAGAGGAAACUUCGUGUACCAGCAAUCAGUCGUCUCCAGAAAAUCCACAACAUGGAAGUGGCUUUUACCAUUUUGAAUGACAUUGGAAUUGACAUGAAGAAAGAUGUAAAGAAGAUCACUUGUAGAGAUAUUGUUGAUGGUCACAGGGAGAAGACUCUACAUUUGUUGUGGACAAUUAUUUUGAAAUACCAGAUUGGUAUGCUGUUGAAUGAAAAUCAACUGAAGGAUGAGAUUUCUGUUCUGGAAAGGUCCUUACAUGUGCGCAAUCAAUUGCAAGAUCUUAAAAAUUACGAAUUGGGCCUGGAACAGAAUAGAAGGGAUUCCGGCUGUGAUGAUCUUUACUCAAGCAAUGAACUUGUUGCCCUUCUUUUGAAAUGGAGCAAAGUUGUGUGUCUGUUUUAUGGUCUGAAGGUGGAAAAUUUCACUGUAUCAUUUGGAGAUGGACGUGCGUUUUGUUUCCUCGUACACCACUAUCACCCCAGCCUGCUUCCUUACAAUCUGAUCAGCACUAGGACAACCAUGUCCUAUUUAGAGGAGAUGACACAUCAGCCGCUGGACUGCAGCCUGUCAGACAGCCCUGCCCCAGUUUCAGUUUCAGCUGACCAAGAUGUAUACAAAGAUCUCCUAAAGAAUGAAAGAGAAAAUUUCAAAGUUCUUCACCACAAGGUAUCGCAGCUUGGAGGUGUCCCCAUGAUGAUCAGAGCUACUGACAUGUGCAACACCAUUCCUGAUGAAAAAGUAGUUCUGACAUAUGUCAGCUAUUUGUGUGCUCGCCUUUUGGACAUCCGAGAGGAAGCUCGUGCAGCCCGGACAAUACAAAUAGCUUGGCGCAGACACUACCUUCAUAAAGCAAAAGGAAAAAUCAAGAUCAGAGAAAGAGCAGCCAUCAAAAUCCAGAGGUUUGUGAGAGGUUAUCUACAGAAAAUGCAUAAGAGAAAACAAGAAAUCAGUGCAAUUUGUAUCCAGAAGUAUACCAGAGGAUAUCUUGCAAGGAAAAAAGCCCAAUGUUUGUUGGAGGAAAAGCAACUGAGAGCUGCUAAAAUACUGAAGAAUUGCCUACUGGCUCACAUGGAGAGAAAGAGAUUUGUUAGGAUGAAAACAAGUGCAGUCAAGAUCCAGAGUACGGUCAGAAGAUUUCUUGUGACCAAACAAAUGGCCAGAGAAAAGGCUGCUGCAAGAGUGAUACAGAACUCGUACCUAACAUGGAAGGAAAGUAAAUCAUUAAGAGAAGAAUUUCUGCAUAAGAAACAAUGCAUAAUUACAAUUCAGAGAGCUGUCAGAAAAUUUACUCAAUCUAGAAAGGCAAUGAAAGAAAAGACUGCAGUUGUUCUUCAGAAAACUUGGAGAGGUUACUGCGUGCGGAAGUGGUACAAAAAGAUUCAGUCUAGUGCUAUCGUGAUUCAGAGAGUGGUGCGGACAUGGAAACAGAGGAGAGAAUGUGCAAGGAGAAAAGAAGCAGCGAUAUUACUACAACAGAAAUACAGAGCUCACCUAUCAACCAAGAGAUGUAGAGCUACAUUUAUUGGGAUCAAGUCCUCUUGUAUAGUGAUUCAGCAGGCUUGGAGAAAGUAUAUGAAGAAAUGUAAUCAUGCUGCAGUUACCCUUCAAUCUCACUGGAGAUGUUUUACAGCUCAGAGAAAAUACAGAAUUGUUCGAAAAGCAGUGAUUACUUUACAGUCUCUAUUUAGAGCUUUUUCUGCUAGGAAACAGUACUUAAGCAAAAGAAAAGCAGCAGUUAAGAUUCAAAAAAGGAUUAAAGAAAUUCUUGAGGGAAAACAAAAGAGAAAAGAAUUCCUUGCUCUAAAAGCAGCAGCAACAACUAUACAGGCAGCCUUCAGAGUGUAUCAAGACAGAAAGGAGUUUCUGAGGAAACUGUAUGCAACUGUGGUACUUCAAACAGCUUUUCGCAAGUAUGUUGCAAGAAAGAAAUUCAAACAAACAAAAAGGGACAUAAUCAAAAUUCAAAGAAAGUUGCGAGCAACAUGGCAAAUGAGACGGGAAUUAAAGCAAUUUCAAGAUAUAAAGCAAGCAGUAUUAACAAUUCAGUCUCACUUUAGAGGACACAAAGUCAGAAAAGCUGUUGGCAUCAUCCAACAAAGAGAGGCAGCAGCCAAGAUCAUUCAGAAAACAUUCAGAUGUUAUUGCAGUAGAAAGAGGUAUUUGAAACAGAAAUGUAGUGCUGUGAUAAUCCAGAGAGCAUACAGAUCAUGGAAAUCCAGAAGAGAAAUGAAGCAUAAGUCUCAAGCUGCCAUCAUCAUACAAAGAGUGUACCGAGCCCUUAUAUUCAUGAGACUAGACAGGAGAGCAUUCUUACAAUUGAGAUCUGCUUGUUGCACUAUUCAGCAAACAUGGAGGAUGAAAAUGUUAAGAAGAAAUCAGGCAGCAGUGACAAUACAGUCACAGUGGAAGGCUUAUGCUGCUGAAAAGCGAUUUAGAGAUGCUCGGAAACAUGUCAUUUCUCUUCAGGCAUUUUAUAGAAUGUGGAAGACAAGAAAGAAUUAUGUUCUGAAAAAGAAAGCAUCUGUCACCAUUCAACAGAGAUACAGAGAGUACAGGAAAGGAAAAGCACAAAGGAAGCACUUUCUUAUCACCAAGAGAGCAGCACUAACUAUUCAGGCAUUAUAUAGGCGUCAUAAAACCAGGAAACAGUUCAGAAAGUUGAGGCAUUCAGUCAUAUUAAUCCAGGCUAUGUUCAAGGGUUUUCAAGUCAGAAAGGAGUAUCUGGCCAAGAAAAAAGCAACCCUAGCAAUACAGAGAAGAUUCAGAGAAAUAUUAGAAGGAAGGAAACAGAGAUGUCAUUUUCUUCUACAAAAAGGGGCUGCUAUAACAAUACAAGCAAAUUUCAAGGCAUAUCUAGCAAGGCAGCAAUUCCAAAAGGUGCACCAUGCUGUGAUCCGACUUCAGGCUACAGUACGCUCUUACGUACAGAAGAAAACAUACCAGAACAUUCGAGGAAAAACUUGUAAAAUCCAGAGUAAGUGGAGGGGGACCCUAGCCAUGAGAGGUGCAAGGCGUCACUAUUUAAUAAUGAAGGGAGCAGCAAUUACUGUUCAAGCAUUUUACAGAAAAUAUCAAGCACAAAAGAGAUUCAGACAGAUGCAGGCAUCUACCAUUAAACUUCAGUCUUUGGUACGUAGUUAUUUGGUGCGCAAAAAAUUCAUGAAAUCAAAGCAAUCAGCAUGCAUCAUACAAAGACAAUUUAGAACUUACCUUGAAAUGAGGCAGACACGUCAUAACUACCUUCUCCAAAAAGGAGCUGCUCUCACCAUCCAAGCUUGCUUUAGAGGAUACUUGGUGCACCAGGAGUACAGAAAGACCAGGUCUGCAAUUGUCAGGUUACAGUCAACUGUCAGAAAGUUCAUCUGUCGUAGAAAUUAUGUAAGAUAUAGACAAACUGUUCUUGAAGUCCAAAGACAAUUUCGUCGAAAAAUGUAUGCUGUUAAAGUCCGAAAGGAGUUCUUGAUAACCAAAGGUGCAGCCAUUACCAUUCAAGACCAUUAUAGACGACAUCUUCAGCAGAAAGAGUACAAAUUUCGGAAGGUAGCAAUAGUGAAAUUACAGUCAUUCAUACGUAUGAAAGUACAGAGAACAUCAUUUCUAGCCAAGAAAACAGCUGUCAAUAAAAUACAAAAAUGGUUUAGAAGUGAAUUACAAAGAAGGAGAGCUGAAGAGGAAUACCAGAUGAAAAAGAGAUCAAUUGUUGUUUUGCAAAGUGCUUUCAGGGGCUACAAAGCAAGAAAAUUGGCAAAAAGUAGAAAAAGAUCAAUCAUCCAAAUACAAGCUGUAGUCAGGAGGUUUCUCAUGUUGAAACAGUUUUGGACUUUGAAGAAAUGUACUGUGUUUUGCCAGAGGCAGUACAGAGCAAAGUUACAGGAAAGACUGGUUCAUCAGAAGUUUUUGGCCCUACAUAAAGCAGCAGUGACAAUACAAGCAUGGUAUAGGGGAAGACAAGUUAGAAUGUGGAGGACAAGGCAAGAAGAAUGUGCCCAGAAAAUCCAGUCUUGGUACAGAGGCAGAAAACAGCAGAAGUCAUACACAGAACUGAGAAAGGCAGUCCUUGUGUGUCAGCGAGCAUACAGAAGUAACAGGCUAUCCAAGUCUGAGCAAAGGAAGUUCUUGAUUAUGAAAAGAUCAGUGAUAAGAAUUCAGGCAUUCUACAGAGGUCACAAAGUUAAAAGUGUAUACCAACGAAUGAUGCAGGCCACACUACAGAUCCAGUCAACAUGCAGAGAUUUUCUUACAAGAAAGAGGAAGAGGAGACGCCACAAGGCAGCAACUGUCAUACAGAAAGCUUUCAGGGCCCACAUGUACAUCAAACUUGUCAAGCAACAGGAGGCAGAAAGAUUAUCAUACUUGUCACGGUUUGCCCGGGCCAUGAAGCUCCAUAUGGCAGCCACAGUCAUACAGAGGCGGUUCAGGAAAUACGUGUCCCUGUGUCGAGCCCAAGAGCAGCUCCACAGUGUCCUCAUUAUACAGAACUGGAUUAGAGGGAGAAUAUGUCGCAUUAAGUUCCUGAAACUGAAGAGGUCUGUGUUAGUCAUUGAGACCGCAGCACUACAGUGGUUAGACAUCAGACAUGAAAAACAGAGGCAGCGAGCAGCCACGACUAUACAGGCUAUUUGGAGAGGACGGCAACUGAGAUUGAAGAACAAAUGUAAGAAGAUUGAGGUGGUGCGUAAACGUAUCAUGGAGGCUCAUAGGACUGCCACUGAAGACAAGAAGCUGGGAAACAGGACAGAGUCAGCCCUAGAUUAUCUCCUUAAGUACAAGCAGCUGUCUCAUUUACUGGAAGCUCUGGUUCAUCUAGAUGUUGCAACACGCCUGUCCCCAGCCUGCUGUGAGAGACUGGUGGAAGUGAGCGCUGUAUCAGUGUUUUAUACACUCAUCAGCAGCUGUAACAGAAGUCAACCUCACAUGGAGAUCAUUAAAUUGGCUGUCACCAUUCUACUGAAUCUGGCCAAGUAUGAUAAGACUCUGCCCUCCGUGUUUAUGGACGGAGCACUGGAUAUUUUGCUGGACCUGAUGCAGAUUUACAGAGAGAAGGGCGUCAUCUUUAAUAGAACUUGUACCCUGGUGGGAAUUUUGGCCAGAAAUGACAUUCGUAGAAUGGCAAUGAUUUCCCAGCCUCGAGUGAUAGAGCGAAUUCAGAGUCUGCAUAACUUGACAGCAAGAAAAUACAAACUCCAAGAGAACCAGCAUAUCCAACAAGCUAAACUGAAUGCCUCAAAAAUCAUGAACUUCACACUCCCUAUCAGGAAUACCCCACGUAAACCUCACAAGAUCAGACCAGAAUGGGUCCUACACCGAGAUUCUAGACAUAACAUUGACAAUCCAAUGCAGGCCAUGAACUUUGUGAUGGACAGCCUGCACAUCAGACCUAAAUGAUACACUGCAUGAUCACAAAUUGUGUACUAGGUUCUUUCUGGGUACUUGCAAUGGGGAUUACAUGUAUAAGGUGUAAAUUAUCUUUUAAUGCAUAUUGUUACAUGGAUAAUUUUAAACAGGUGGUGUUUUACUUUUACCUUGUGGACUGAAUUAUGCAAGUAAAAAUUAAUUUGAAAUUGAAAUGAGAAAUUUGUCACUCCUGUUUUUGAUACAAUGAUUCUUAUUUAAAAUCUUUAUGUAUCACCUCUUAGAUUUUUAAGGUGGAUCGAUCCUCAUCUGACUUAGCAAUAUUUAUGGUUAAAAGUAGAAAAACUGUAUUGAUUUCAACUCAAUAUAGUUAGAUUUAAUUGAUAACCAAAGAAAAUGUGUAUGUUGCCACAUAUUUAAAGACGUCAGACAUACAAAAACAGAAUCAUAAGUUAACGUCAGAAAAUCACACAUUUUCAUAAUACAGAAUAAUUAAAAUGGGUAAAAAUUUGUUGAAAUGACAAAUUUUAAAUGUCAGCAGUUUAAAAAACUGCCAAUUCAUAAAUAUGUAUAAAUUAAUUGUGGAUAUUGAGGGAAUCAUGUAUAACAGACAUGCAGUAGAAGAGAUACCAGCAUAGGAGUUAUUGCAGGAGUUAUAGCCCUUGACAACAUUUUUAAAAUUAUGAAAAAUUGAUUAUCUAUGAAAAAUAUAAAAUCUUUCAGUAUCAAUAGUUUACCAGAUUUUUUAUUUUAUUCAGUGAAUAAAAUUCCUCUGAAAGAUAUAUUUCUAUCAUGCACAAAGUUUAAUUUAAUAAAGAUUUUUGCAAAAAACCUAUGCCUUCACAUGAGGAUUGAUCAACCUUAAUUAAUAUUUAUCAUGGAUGUGUCAUUUGGUCACACUUCAAAGUAUCUUAUUUUUCUGCAGUACAUGUAAAACAAUGGAAUGACCCCAUAGAUAUGCUAUUUCUAUAUGAUGAUACAUGCAUUGUUAUUCAACUGUAUGAUGUUUUAUGGUUUAGAUUUGUUGGGUUCCAAGUUUAGGCCCCAGUGCCAUUUUUCACAAAAUAUCUUACGACUAAGAUCAACGUUUAGAAACUGUCAUUAAAUUGAUCAUACUAAGAAAGAAAGCUGUUGUCUUUGUCAUAACAUUUUUCGUGAAAAGGGCCACAGGCUCUGAACUGCAUAUAAAACUGAAGUGAGCUUGUUCUGUGUCAGACUGUGAAAUGGAGGUCUUAGAUUUCACUGUCUAUUUUUGUUAGAAAAACUGAAACGGAGAUUGGGUUGAGCUCAUUGCAGUUUGGAGCAUGACCAUAGUUACUAGUAAAGCAAUGUUCAAAAUCUCAGUACUAUUUUAUGUUCUUUUGAACAUGUUUUUUCACUCUGACAUUGUGUGUUAAUUUAGAACACUCUGGUGUAUACUUAACGUCUGAAAUGUGAUUAGUUAGUGAACUUCUAAGACUUUUUUCUGAUUUUCUGAUUUCUUUUUUUUUAUGGAGUACCUGUGCAUACAGAUGAAAUUUUACAGAUAGCCUAUGAGGCAAUGAAUGAUAGUCAAAUAAAGUAUUAUAUAUAUUUAUCACAAUAUACAAGUACAUUUUCAUGUGUCAUGGUCAUUUUGGUAUUUUCUGGUGACUCAAGCGAGUGUUGUAACCCAUGGGCCUCUUGGUUUUUUUUCCCCUGUUCAUUCAAACUAUGUUAACCUAGCAUCUUUUAUUUGCUUGUCUGCAAAAUGCUCUUUUUCAAAACUAGCAUUUAUUGUUUAUGGCAUGUAAAUGAUAAGCAGGAUUUUUUUUAAGUCUGCAAGUUUUAAUCAUGUAUUCCAUAAUUUGAUUUUGCCUCUAUUAAGUAGAACAUAGCAAUCUAAUAAAAAUUGCCCGUUUUUGGUUGCUGUUAACUAUGCAAUGGCGAAGUACGUCAGAAAUGGAACUCGAACAGAUAAUUUAAUUAUGUAUGCUGAAUGUAUGCUGUUGAUUGUCGCUGCUAAAUUCUCAGUCUAAAUGUAAAUCAUAAAGAGGCAAAUAUUCUCUUUUACAUGGAGAUGUGAAAAUGAAUAAAAUCUUUUUUAUUUUUUAAUCCAAGAA